AUGACUGAUAUUAAUAUUGGACAGGAAAAGCAAUUUUUGCAUAUAGACUUUAUGAACAAGGAAGAAAUUGUCUUUAAGGCUGAGUGGAGUUCUUCAUAUCUAGCAAUUAAACAAAAAACAAAUGAUGAGGAGGGUGCUGUUGCUAUUGCAGAUGCUGUUAAAGAAGGGCUUCAUAAAUUAAAGGAACUGAAUUUGUCCUUCUGUGAGAUCAAACGAGAUGCUGCUCUGACUGUUGAUGAAGCUAUUGAAGAUAAGGCAGAGUUGGAGAAGUUGGAUCUCAAUGGUAACUGCCUGGGAGAAGAGGGAUGUGGGCAACUGCAGGAGAUCCUUGAAGGCUUCAAUAUGGCAGCUGUGCUGGGAUCUUUGAGUGAUGAUGAAGGGGAAGAGGAGGAUGAGGAAGAGGAUAAAGAAGAGGAGGAGGAGGAGGAAGAGGAGGAAGAACAGCAACAGCUUAAAGAGAGAGGGCAGGGAGAACAGGUCAAUAAUACUUAUAAUGCUGGAGAUGACACUAAACAAUGCUAAGUUUCAUAACUGGCAAAGUAUGAAAAUAAACUUUACAGAAAUCAACUUGUUCUACAUAUAAAUAAAAUCCAUAAU
This is a messenger RNA of Cygnus olor (mute swan), 597 nucleotides long. RefSeq names its product ran GTPase-activating protein 1-like. Gene Ontology annotation, molecular function: small GTPase binding; GTPase activator activity. Gene Ontology annotation, biological process: nucleocytoplasmic transport; activation of GTPase activity. The record is from RefSeq and is a predicted model, not a curated record. Lineage: Eukaryota; Metazoa; Chordata; Aves; Anseriformes; Anatidae. The transcript has 3 exons. Gene Ontology annotation, cellular component: nucleus; cytosol; perinuclear region of cytoplasm. Bases 1 to 522 code for a protein of 173 amino acids.